Messenger RNA from Struthio camelus australis, 1416 nucleotides. The record is from RefSeq and is a predicted model, not a curated record. Lineage: Eukaryota; Metazoa; Chordata; Aves; Struthioniformes; Struthionidae.
AUGAGGCCAGAAGGGAGGAGGAGAGCAUGGCAGCACUACCGUGAAGCCUACACCAGCUUCAGUCAGGCUGGUCAGGAGCCCCACCAGGAGGGAGAGCUCAAUGACUGUGGCCUGAUUGACACUGACUACACCAGCUACACCAUCAUCUUUGGCCACCGAGACUACAAGGGGCAGAAGAUCUCAGUGCUGUUUCUCUAUGGCAGAAAUACUGAAGUGAAAUCCGGCGUGUUAGAGAAAUUCAAUGACACCAUGAAGGAGGUGGGACUUUCCAAGGAACAGAUGGUCAUGCUGCCCAAAGCCACGGAGUCGUGCCCCCGGAGCCUAGACUGCACCCUGCAGCGCCGGGAGCUCUGCCCGCCGGGGUCCCACACCUGCGGGCCCUGCCUCCAGCAGUUCGUGGAAGACGACCAUGGGCGAUGCGUCCAGAAGAAACACUCACCCAGUGGGAGGACUUUGGUUCCCAGCUUAGAGGAAGAAAUCGAUUUUCUGGCGGACGUGCUGGCCAGGCAAGAUGCUCCUCACCCCCACCCGCUGCGCGAUGGCAACCCCAGAACCGUCCCAGCCACGGUGGGGAGGCAUCGCAUGGCCAGCAGGUUGAGAGGGGAGUCUUUGCAGAGGGAUCCUGUCAGCAGCAAGGCAGCCACGACCCUCCCCACCUCUACCACUGAGGCAAUCCAGAAGUACCCUCUGGAGGCAUCCCCCAUCCCUUCCAACGAUGACGUGGUGCUCGGGCUGAUUGUGGUGUGCACCGUGGCCGGGAUCUCUGCUCUAAUCGUGGCUGCUGUCUGCUGGUGCAGGCUGCAGAAGGAGGUCAGGCUGGCGCAGAAAGCAGACUACUCGGCGCAGAGAGCAUCCAGCCCUUUGCCCUACGACAACAUCUCGCCCGGGGACAAGACGCUGGCUCAGAGUGCCCAGAUGUACCACUACCAACACCAAAAGCAGCAGAUGCUCUCCAUGGAGAAGCAUAAAGAGGAGCCCAAGCUGCCAGAUUCCGCUUCGUCUGAUGAGGAGAAUGAAGAUGGAGACUUCACUGUGUACGAGUGCCCAGGGCUGGCUCCGGUAAGGCAUGGGGUCAGAGCGGAGGCUGGAGCGGGGCACCCACGAGCUCUGCUCCAGCCAGCCAGCACCCUCUGCGCGGCCGAGCGGCAGGUGCAGGCAGAGGGGAACAUGCGCAUCCAGGGUGGGCUCUGGGGUGUGUGGGUCCUCGCGAGGAGACCUUUUAAAAAUGUCCUUUAUCAAAUUCUGCGGUGGUCCAACCCCACCAUGUCCCCCAUCAGCUCCAAGCAGAGCACCCGCUGUCCCACUCAGCUCGAACACCGGGUGCUCCCCCGGCCAGAGCUGCUGGGACAGUUCAAGGCGAUGCGAGAUGGGGCUGCUGCUGGCCCCCCUGUCCACGCUGGGUGCUGGUGGCUGUAG